This is a messenger RNA of Galleria mellonella (greater wax moth), 1279 nucleotides long. RefSeq names its product aurora kinase B-like (gene aurB). The transcript is spliced from 6 exons. Bases 109 to 981 code for a protein of 290 amino acids. Gene Ontology annotation, molecular function: ATP binding; protein kinase activity. The record is from RefSeq and is a predicted model, not a curated record. Gene Ontology annotation, biological process: regulation of cytokinesis; mitotic spindle organization; protein phosphorylation. Lineage: Eukaryota; Metazoa; Arthropoda; Insecta; Lepidoptera; Pyralidae. Gene Ontology annotation, cellular component: spindle midzone; spindle microtubule; spindle pole centrosome.
AAAAAAAAAAUCAUUAAUUCAAAUAUAAAUAUAACGGAUUUUUCUUGGUUAUUCUAAUUCCAUUGCAAAUAUUUUUAUUUAUUAGUUGUUUGAUUGAAUUAUUAUAUUAUGACAAUGCGGAAUGAAGUGUUAGAAUUAGAAGCAAAGAUCACUAGUCAUGAAGCCUAUGGAACUUCGUAUAAGUGGUCUCCUAAAGAUUUUGAACUAGGCACAGCCCUUGGACAAGGAAAGUUUGGACAUGUGCAUAUAGCUAGAGAAAAGAAGACUGGGUACUUGGUAGCAAUCAAAACAUUGUUCAAAUCCCAAAUAGUUAAAUCCAGAUGUGAACGUCAAGUGAUGAGGGAGAUUGAAAUACAGUCACAUUUGAAGCACCCAAAUAUACUCCGCUUGCUGACAUGGUUUUAUGAUGAACGGCGAAUUUACUUGGUAGUGGAAUUUGCUGCUGGAGGAGAGCUAUACAAACAUCUAACAAACUCUCCUAAAGGACGCUUUCCCGAAUCUAAAGCAGCCAAAUACAUUUAUCAGGUUGCAGAUGCAGUUGAGUAUUGUCAUCAAAAUCAUGUUAUCCAUCGUGACAUAAAACCAGAAAAUAUCUUGGUUGAUUUCAGUGGUGAUCUGAAACUAGCAGAUUUUGGCUGGUCUGUGCAUGCCCCCUCACAGAGACGUAAAACAAUGUGUGGUACUUUGGACUACUUGCCACCAGAGAUGAUAAAACGCGAAGUCUAUGAUGUCUCAGUAGACCACUGGUGCAUUGGAGUAUUACUAUAUGAGUUCCUAGUUGGUAAACCACCAUUUGAGAGUGAAGGUCAGGACAAGACAUAUGCAAGAAUUCUAGCUUUAGACAUGGUAUAUCCAGAACAUGUACCUGAAGGAGCUAAAGAUCUUAUAUCGAAGCUUUUACGUCAUUCAAGUAAAGAGAGAAUAUCUUUGGACGCAGUCAAGAAACAUUACUGGGUACAACAAUUUAAAAAUGGAUCAUAAUGCUAAGUCUGCAAUGUUAAUAUUAAUUUUUAAUUAUUAUACAGUAAUCCCGCCUAUAACACGGUAGAUUCGUUCCGUGUUGUAGGAAUAUUUUUGUAUAACACGCUUGUAUGACCCCAUAUAACGCAUUAUGUAUAUGAAUCACGUUUAACUUUUCUUGUUAAAUGGGAUUUUAAAUCAAAUAUUAAGAAAAAAACUAUGUUAUGAACGAAAUACGUGUUUAUGAAAAUCAAACUAAGAAUAUUUUAAAUAAAAAACUUAUGCAUAUGUAAUUAAAAAACGAUUAAUUUCUAAUAAA